AUCUAAGCUGCAGUUGAUUGUACCUAAAAGUAAAGUGUCAGAAGUAUUGCGUCAGUUGCAUGACGGUACAUCAGGUGGACACUUUGGUAUUACGAAGACUCUGCAAAAGGUUCGAGAACGGUUCUAUUGGGUGAACUGUGUGCAUCCGGUAAUGGUCCAGUUGGUAAAAAGAGAGCACCCAUGAGACAGUACAAUGUUUGAAGUCCUAUGGAAAGAGUAGCAAUUGACAUUGCAGGUCCAUUUCCAGAAACCGAUGCUGGAAAUAAAAUACAUUCUGGUAGCCAUGGACUAUUUUACGAAAUGGACCGAGGCCUAUGCAUUACCGAAUCAAGAAGCUGCUACCGUUGCAGAGGUACUUGUUAAAGAAUUCUUCAGCCGAUUUGGUGUUCCCUUGGAGAUCCACUCCGACCAAGGGCGAAACUUUGAGUCAGCUCUUUUCCAAAACGUUUGUAAAUUGAUUGGUGCCAAUAAGACCAGAACAACACCCCUGCAUCCUCAAUCAGAUGGAAUGGUCGAGAGGAUGAACCGAAAGAUGGGUAAACACUUGUCCAAAGUUGUAUCUGAACAUCAGCGAGAUUGGGACCAACACAUUCAUUUAUUCCUGAUGGCCUACCGCUCGGCCGUGAAUGAAACUACAGGUCACACACCAACCUGCCUGAUGUUGGGUCGUGAAGUUCGUUUGCCCUGCGACCUAGAGUUUGGCUGCAGACCUUCCGAGGAAUAUGUUGCAGGCGAAGAAUACGUAGACCGCCUGAAGUUACGAAUGAAAAACAUUCAUGAACUUGCCCGACAACACAUCCAGAUAGCCAGUGACAGAAUGAAAGAUCAAUAUGAUUCUCGCUGCAAGAAUGAAACCUUCGAAGUAGGUGAUCUUGUCUGGCUUUAUAAUCCACAACGUCGUCGAGGCCUGUGUCCUAAACUGCAAAGACAAUGGGAAGGUCCGUAUGAAGUUAAGAAGAAAAUAAAUGACGUAAUAUACAGAAUUAAGAAGUUACCAAACGGUAAACCAAAAGUUAUUCACAUAAAUCGUCUUGCACCAUAUGCUGGCUCAAAUGAAACAGAGGAAGCCCGAGUCCUCCAACAGGAGAUGAAAGAUGCACCACAGCCAAGUUUUAAGGAAUUUAUGUCAAAUUACGCAGAAAGAAAGAGUGCUAGAUUCGGCGUGACCACAGAAGUUCAGCAAGAUCUGUUUGGUGUUCCAGAAAACGUCUCUCUAGCCCACUGUGUUGCCCAAGACCUCGAGAUGACUAAAUGAAUCUUGUCCGUAUUCAAUAGAAAGUUCGGCCGCCUGGACGAGUUAAGGAAUCAAUAACCUAAAAUUGGAAGAGUAUUGCGAUUGGAAGAUGGUCCUCGAUCUUUGCUGUAUAUGGUGACCAGGAAGUCUUAUACGGACACGCCAAGCUACGAGAACAUAUGGCGUGCUCUAACUAAUUUGAAGAAAAUCGUGUGUAAUUAUGACAUCAAAGAUUUGGCUUUACCAAAAAUAGGCCAUGCAGUAGAAAAUCUGGAUUGGAAGAUUGUGAGAAGCAUGCUUGA
Molecule: messenger RNA, 1536 nt
Organism: Diabrotica virgifera virgifera (western corn rootworm)
Lineage: Eukaryota; Metazoa; Arthropoda; Insecta; Coleoptera; Chrysomelidae
Product: protein NYNRIN-like
Exons: 2
Coding region: 254-1255 (333 amino acids)
Biological process (GO): DNA integration
Molecular function (GO): nucleic acid binding
Source: RefSeq, a predicted model, not a curated record